Molecule: messenger RNA, 3381 nt
Organism: Diospyros lotus (date-plum)
Lineage: Eukaryota; Viridiplantae; Streptophyta; Magnoliopsida; Ericales; Ebenaceae
Product: glycine-rich RNA-binding protein RZ1C
Exons: 3
Coding region: 2459-3187 (242 amino acids)
Molecular function (GO): zinc ion binding; RNA binding
Source: RefSeq, a predicted model, not a curated record
ACUCAUUUAAAUCAAAUAUGUGAAGAAGUCUUGGUACAGUUGGAUUUGACUGAGUUGCUGAAGCCAUACAGUAUUUAGGUGCUUAGAGAGUGUAUGGAUGGUUGUUGAGGCUGUCAUCUAUAGAAGUAUCCACAGAGAAAUGCCUCUGGAUCCACAACAUGGUUCUCUUGAAGGAAAGUGAUGAACUGUCUGUUUUUAUUGCAUCUUUGUUUCUGAGGAUUGUUAUCCCUGGAAAACUGCGGAUUGAGAUACUUGAGAGAAUUCUGAUUAUGCAUUUUAUGUCCAUCCAAUAUUGGGAAGUUCAAUUAUCAACAAGCUCCUGGUGUAGCAAUCUUAGAAAUGCUUUCACUUUUUAUGGUGAACUCCACCAUUUUCGUCCACAGAUAUUUGUUUUGGAUUGUGACUAGUAAUUUAUAGAGCUUGAAUUGACUUUUACUUGAUCUGGAUAAAUGGCAUCAUCAGUCACCUGAAGACGCUUCUUUGUAUCUGAAGGAAAGUGCGUAAUGUUUAAGUGAUUGUGAUGGUCAAGGCUGUCUAUGGUUUCUGAAAGAGGAUUCUUGACAGUGUUUUUGAUAGGCUGUGUUGUGGAUGCGGAUCUGUAGAAAUCUAUUUGAUGUGCUAUUCUUAUCUCACAGAGUCCAAAGGGUUCAUCUACUGCUAUGAAAGUGUCCCUGCUGUAAAAAGUGCAUGGACUUUUCAACUCUGAUCUGCUACAUAAUCAUGCUUUAUUGACCAAUAUCACAAUCUUAUAUAACAUACAUAGGUGUAUGUUCCCACAUUUAGAUGCCAAAAACAUAUUCGGAAAAUACUCAGUUUCAUUUGAUUAUGAUUUCACAAAGGUGAUUUUGCUUGUUCUGUAGUAGGGAGAACUUGAGACACCAACAGCAUGAUGUGCAAGUGAUUCAAGGAAGUGGCCUUGUCUUCUUUUGGCUGCAGGAGUGCAAAUUUUUGCAAUUAAUUCCAGACCGUUUGUUUUAUCGUGAUUAAUAAUAUUCACGAUUUUGUUCCUGCUUGGAAGGUUUUACUUUCAAGCUUAUUUUUUGUCGGACCCUUUUUACAAUUUGGUAGAACUAAGAGAGAACAUUGUUUGUUGUUGCUGGAAAAUAAGAGUGGGUACGUCUUCCAUGCUCUUAAGGAAAAAGAAGUAAAGGUUUCUUGAGAUGGAAUAAGUCCUUCCCUUUUUUUAUGAAGAGGCUGGUCAGACAUUAGUUCUGUUUCGUAUUUAUUAAACCCAUAGUGGUGACCAUUUCGUUACACAUCUCCAUUCCUGAAAAUUUAGGCUACACAAUAAUUUGAAUGUGUCUCCAAGGUACCUCAGGUGCUGUUCAUGUAAUAUCUGAAGCUACCUUUUGAAAUUUCUUUUUCAGACUAUGCCUCACCAGAGCUGUAUCUUUCAUGGGCACUGGGAAAAUAAUAUAUUGCUACUUACUACUAAGUUGAUGCGCUUGUUUAGUACUUAAAAGCUGUUGCUUGUAGUGUUUGGACUGAAAUAAGAAUUUACGGACUCCAGAAGAAUUUCAUUGGCCUCUUUAGAAUGCUCUGUGUUUAACUGGUCUGUUGAUACUUCAAUGAUUAUGUUUCUUUCUCAUGAGCCUCACCUUAUCCUCUGAGAGUUCUAUUGCCAGAGGUGCAGUUAAUAGUACUUCUGAUUAUCUGUGGCAAGCAUCCUGAGAGUCAGCAGUUUGUAUUAGUUAGAUUGAAGUUUGCAAAUGAGCAGUCUGUUUCUAACCUUAAUAAUUUCACCAAUGUGCAAAUGAAGGUUCUUCCAAGUUAAAGUUCAGUUCGCAGACAUAAUCUAAAUUAUCUCAGUUUCAGAUUGGCAAUGGUGUCAUUUAGUAACACACUACUGGCUGGUUCGACUGAUAUCUGUGCCAACUGUUUAGAAGAGAUGACAUAAUGGUCUGCAAAAAUAUGUUUGAAAUGUUUAUAGUAUCUGAACGAAGAUUUGUGAUGAGAAGAGAAUGCUACACAUGGAAUUUAAUCUGAUAAGUUUUAGAACAAGAUUUUGUUACAGGUGUCUUCUAGCCAGAUGCCCUUUUAUGUUUUCUUCUUUUAUCUGUAUGGUACUUGAUUGUGUUGCGAUGAGUUUGCCAUGCUACUGUUAACAGUAUGUUUUGCUGGCCAGUCUAAGAUUGAGGUUAAAUGGCUUAUUAGCAAUGACUGAGUAAAUUAACAGACUAUGAUGCUGAUGUUCAAAUGAAAAGUCCUCUUCUAGUUACUUCCAGAGGGAUUAGAUACAUGUUAGUGUGGGAUUUCAUCUGGUUUUGCUGGGAACGGCUUUGGGAAGAAUUAAGGCCAGAUGCAAUUUGGUUUAUAAAUGGAUGGAUGUCUAUUUGUCAAGGAUCUUUAAGAAGUCUUAUCCAUAGUAAAUCUGUCAUCCAUAGAAGUGCUUAGCAAGAAGCUUUCUUGAAGUAUUUUAUGGCUUUAAGUUCUUCAUUUCAAUUGAAAGGAAGAUGGAAUGCUUCUGAUUAUGGUGGAAAGAGAGACAGGGCGUCCUCGUGGAUUUGGGUUUUUGACAUUUUCAGACCACCGUGCAGUGGAAAAUGCUAUCAGGGAAAUGCAUGAUAGGGAAUUUGGUGAUCGUGUAAUCUCAGUGAACAAGGCUCAGCCAAGGAUGGGGGAGGAUCCAGUCCGUGGCUAUGGUGGAGGUUAUUCAACUGGUAGCAGGGGCAGCUAUGGGGGAGGAGAUAGGUCUUUAGGUCACGAUGAAUGCUUCAAGUGUGGGCGUCCAGGUCACUGGGCCCGUGAUUGCCCUUCAGCAGGUGGCGGUCGAGGAGGUGGUGGAUUCUCUUCUCGUUCUAGAUUCACAGGGCGUGGUGGCCGUGGGGACCGCUUUGGAGGAGAUCGUGAUCGAUACAUUGAUGACAGAUAUGACGGAGGGCACUAUGCAGAUAGGGACCGUUUUGACAGUAAAGAGAGAUAUGGUAGCCGUGAUCGCUAUGUCAGUGACAGAUAUCCAUCCAGCGGAGAGCGCUUUGUUGGCGACAGGUAUGUCAGUUCAGACCGUUAUCCUGAAAACGGGUAUGGCAAAGAUCGAAACUACGACAGGGAUGGUGGUAUGAGGGGCGGCGGUGGCAGGUAUGCAAGUGGAGGGUCGUCACGCUAUGAGGGAAGCUACAGGGAUAGGCCGGGUCCUUAUGACCGCCCUAGGAGGGGAGGCCGCCCAACUUCUUUUGAUCGAUAUUGAGUGCUUUCAGUAUUCUGCAGUUGUUGAACUUGUUGGAUGUUCUAUAUCUAUUUUCUUGGGUAGUUAGGUUAGAUGCAUUGCAACCUUGGCCAUGGGUGCUUCUCCUUAACUCUGUUCUAUGUUUUGAUAUUGCCAACUGCAAAUUGAGUCUGAUGGUGGAAGUACGUUGCUAUAUCUAUCUUGUUAUUUACUAA